AUGGAAUCCUCCUUUCCCAACGUGAUGAACCAAUCUGUGCCGCCGGAACGGACUGAAUUAGGGCCUCCACCCAUGGUCAUCCAACAGUACGCAAGGUAUCCUCCGGCUCUGGAGCCUGGUUUACAUAGCGCUUCUCCCAUAGGCAGUGCUCGCAGUCACAUAGCUCCCUCAAAGUCUCCACCUCUGGCGCGCAAAGCUACCCCGCGCAGUCUUCAGGCAUCGCCAACCGGCCCACGGCCGAUAGCGCCGCCACCUCCUCCUCCACCUGCAAUAAUGGCGCACUCAGGACCCUCGAUCUCGCCUCCAAUGUAUGAUUCUAUUCGUCCACGGCCGCCACGGGAGUCGAUGGACCAGACAGAAACACGAUCCCUGCCAUCUCGCGAUCUGACUGACAGCUCCAUUGAUGACGCCUACAUCAUGUUUGUCUUCUAUUGCAAUCCAAAUGUCCCUUUGUCCGUGGAUACCUCAGAGCUCCGCAAGAACUUUCGCUGCCCACCCCGGAGUGAUGGCAAGAGUUUCAGUAUAUUCGCAUUAUGGGAACUUAUUCGGAAGCUAGAUAGUAAGGAGCUAAAGACAUGGAUACAACUGGCGAUCGAGCUGGGGGUAGAACCGCCUUCCCUGGAGAAGAAGCAGAGCACCCAGAAAGUCCAGCAAUAUGCUGUUCGGCUCAAGCGCUGGAUGCGCGCAAUGCACGUUGACGCAUUUUUCGAGUAUUGUCUUGGUCAUCCGCAUCCCUAUUACACCCACCUUCCGCCUGCCAAUGUGAUCAGCGACAGCCGUGAUGGAGUACCACUGGAAGAAGAUCUUGCGCUACGGGCUCUGGUUCCGCAAUGGAGGCCGAAGAGGGGCCGGAAGCGAGCCGAGGAAGAAAACGAAAGACUAGCCAUGGCGAAAAGGCCCCAUCUCGAUCCAAUAAUGGGCGUGCUGCAGCCAGGGCCAUUCCCAGGUCCUCCAGCAUCAUAUCCACCAGGUGCGCUGCCAUUUAGCGCCUUCCCUGACGAGAUGGGAUCGCAUGAUCCGUGGAUGGGCAGCGCACCCCCAUUCCCACCGGAAGGGACUUCUGAGCCUUCGUCGCAGUCGAACCAGGACCUGCGGUGGCGACCUAUCGAACGAGAUUCGUCCCCAGGGAGUUAUCCGCAUUCUGCUAUAGCACCCAGGAGCCAGCAUGAGUCUGAAGUCUUCAUUCAACCUGCAGAGCCGCGCUCAGCAGUCACAAUGUCUUCUUCCGGGGAAAAGGCGCGGCCUAAACGACGCCAUGGCCCCGCAGUGUCAUCUGCCUGGCCUAGUAACACCGGUAGCAAUGGAAAGACCAGAGGUCGGCCACCAAAUCGAGGGACUGUCUCUGGACCAUUCUCCUCGUUCCCAGUUAAUCCGAAUCGCACUGAUCCAUCCCAUUUACCGGGUCCAGGGCUUCGGAACUCCCCUGCCAUGCUCCUCGAUCAGGACCCUGCCGGUCGAUUCAAUCACUCCCCUUUCCAGCAGUCCCCUACGCCGUUCCAUUUCGGUCCCAAGCCAGAUAAAUUACAGCUUCAGGUACCGCCUCAUCCCGGCACACCUGUCCGUCUGGCAACCCCUCCUACCCUAAUGGUCAACGGUAUCAACAAUGCUCCUGGGUCAACGAAAUUGGAGGGACAAGGACCGCAGCGUAACGGUACCCUGGCCCCUCUAAACGACUUUAUGAGCAAUGUGGGCGUCACCAACCCAUCUGCCUACGCGAACCGCAAUAGCGUACCACAUGCGGAUAUAUCUUCCGAUGAUGUUGUACGUGCACUGUCAAGCGAACUUCUUCGCGGGAAGACCACCGGUCGGUCUGCUCCUAUUAGCACUGACGAAGCCCGGGCUUUAGCAAUGUCUGUAGUGUCCAGCUUGACCACUACAUAUGCCAAGCUACCAGCCGGCUUGGCGGCGCUCAUGUCCGCCUUGCAUCUUGGGCUUGGACAGCAAUUUGGCUAUCCAGGGGUGACGGACAGUUUGAUGACUGUAAAUAUCGAGUCAGGGCCUGCUGUAACCUCAGGCACACCAAGCACCGACGGGAGCCCCAACUAUAUGUACACCAUCUCUCAUGAGUAUAAGCACGGACUCCGGUUCUCAACGAAGGUUACGUACGGAGACCUGAGCAUCAGCACCCCGACUCCGGACAGUCACAAGCUGGACUUUACGCCCCGGGUAACCGAGGAACUUGAAGCCAGCAUCGCAGAAGCCGACAGCAUGACAGAUGCGGAAUUCGAAGUGGAUGCGGAGAAUUCCACCCCCGACGCAACGUGGAAACAACGAUACCUCAAGCUCCGAGCGCAGGUGCAGCGAAAGGAGCGAAUGUUGUCGCAAUAUAAGCGCAAAAUCCUUGAGUCUGUGAUGGCAGACAUCUAA
This is a messenger RNA of Aspergillus tubingensis, 2367 nucleotides long. It is a transcript of the gene abp2, whose product is annotated as putative ARS binding protein Abp2. The transcript has 2 exons. Gene Ontology annotation, molecular function: DNA replication origin binding. The record is from RefSeq and is a predicted model, not a curated record. NCBI's taxonomy places the organism in Eukaryota, Fungi, Ascomycota, Eurotiomycetes, Eurotiales, Aspergillaceae. Bases 1 to 2367 code for a protein of 788 amino acids.